Molecule: messenger RNA, 1693 nt
Organism: Orycteropus afer afer
Lineage: Eukaryota; Metazoa; Chordata; Mammalia; Tubulidentata; Orycteropodidae
Gene: DHCR24
Product: 24-dehydrocholesterol reductase
Biological process (GO): steroid metabolic process
Cellular component (GO): cytoplasm; membrane
Molecular function (GO): Delta24(24-1) sterol reductase activity; FAD binding
Source: RefSeq, a predicted model, not a curated record
AUGGAACCCGCCUUGUCCCUGGCCGUGUGUGCGCUGCUUUUCCUGCUCUGGAUUCGCUUGAAGGGGCUUGAGUUCGUGAUUAUCCACCAGCGCUGGGUGUUCGUGUGCCUCUUCCUCCUGCCACUGUCGCUCAUCUUCGAUAUCUACUACUACUUGCGCGCCUGGGUGGUGUUCAGGCUCAGCAGCGCGCCGCGGCUGCACGAACAGCGCGUGCGAGACAUCCAGAAACAGGUGCGAGAAUGGAAGGAGCAGGGCAGCAAGACGUUCAUGUGCACAGGGCGCCCCGGCUGGCUCACAGUCUCCCUGCGGGUUGGAAAGUACAAGAAGACACAUAAAAACAUCAUGAUCAACCUGAUGGACAUCUUGGAGGUAGACACCAAGAAACAGAUUGUCCGUGUGGAGCCCUUGGUGACCAUGGGUCAGGUGACUGCCCUGCUGACCUCCAUUGGCUGGACUCUGCCUGUGUUGCCUGAGCUUGAUGACCUCACUGUAGGGGGCUUGAUCAUGGGCACUGGCAUCGAGUCAUCAUCCCACAAGUAUGGCCUGUUCCAGCACAUCUGCACAGCCUAUGAGCUGGUCCUGGCUGAUGGCAGCUUUGUGCGAUGCACACCGUCCGAAAACUCAGAUCUGUUCUAUGCUGUGCCCUGGUCCUGUGGGACACUGGGCUUCCUGGUGACCGCUGAGAUUCGCAUCAUCCCUGCCAAGAAGUACGUCAAGCUGCGGUUCCAGGCAGUGCGGGGCCUGGAGAAUAUCUGUGACAAGUUCUCCCAUGAGUCCCAGAAGCUGGAGAACGACUUUGUGGAAGGGCUGCUCUACUCCCUGGAUGAGGCUGUCAUAAUGACAGGCGUCAUGACGGAUGAAGCAGAGCUCAGCAAGCUGAAUACCAUUGGCAAUUACUACAAGCCAUGGUUCUUCAAGCACGUGGAAAAGUACCUGAAGACAAACCAAGAGGGCCUGGAGUACAUUCCCCUGAGGCACUACUAUCACCGCCACACGCGCAGCAUCUUCUGGGAGCUCCAGGACAUCAUCCCCUUUGGCAACAACCCCAUUUUCCGCUACCUCUUUGGUUGGAUGGUCCCUCCCAAGAUCUCCCUCCUGAAGCUGACCCAGGGCGAGACCCUGCGCAAGCUGUAUGAGCAGCACCAUGUGGUGCAGGACAUGCUGGUGCCCAUGAAGUGCAUGCAGCAGACCCUGAAUACCUUCCACAAUGACAUCCACGUCUACCCCAUCUGGCUGUGCCCAUUCAUCCUGCCUAGCCAGCCGGGCCUGGUGCACCCCAAGGGCGAUGAGACUGAGCUCUACAUCGACAUUGGGGCUUAUGGAGAGCCACGCAUGAAACACUUUGAAGCCAGGUCGUGCACGAGGCAGUUGGAGAAGUUUGUCCGAAGUGUGCACGGAUUCCAGAUGCUGUAUGCCGAUUGCUACAUGAACCGAGAGGAAUUCUGGGAGAUGUUUGAUGGCUCUCUGUACCACAAGCUGCGGGAGCAGCUCAACUGCCAUGAUGCCUUCCCUGAGGUGUAUGACAAGGUCUGCAAGGCCGCCAGGCACUGAGGCACAGCUGGCCAGGCAAAAGACGCAUGGGUGGCUCCUGCCCCCCAGGGUUGGAAGGCCUCUUCCCUUUCCCUGAAGUUCAGCUGCUCUCCAGCUCCAUACUUUCAGCUAGAAGCCCCUUCCAGUAGCCCCACCCAGACAG